GGGCGCCUUCGCGCCUGCGCGCCGCUGGCCGACCGAGCGGACCCUGCCGAUGACGAGCGGGCGCUACGUCCCGCGGUCGGAGCCGCGUUGUUUCCCGGCUCCGCCACCGGCCGGGGCUCGGGUGGGGGCCCGGGCCCCCGGGGCAUGGCCCUCCGGAGUGCGCAGGGCGACGGCCCCAACUCCAGCCACUGGGACGGCGGCGCGGAGAAGGCAGACUUUAACGCCAAAAGGAAAAAGAAAGUGGCAGAGAUACACCAGGCUCUGAACAGUGAUCCCACUGAUGUGGCUGCCCUUAGACGCAUGGCUAUCAGUGAAGGAGGGCUCCUGACUGAUGAGAUCAGACGAAAAGUGUGGCCCAAGCUCCUCAAUGUCAGUGCCAAUGACCCACCUCCUAUAUCAGGGAAGAACCUACGGCAGAUGAGCAAGGACUACCAACAAGUGUUGCUGGACGUCCGGCGGUCGUUGCGGCGGUUCCCUCCUGGCAUGCCAGAAGAACAGAGAGAAGGGCUCCAGGAAGAACUGAUUGACAUCAUCCUCCUCAUCUUGGAGCGCAACCCUCAGCUGCACUACUACCAGGGCUACCAUGACAUUGUGGUCACAUUUCUGCUGGUGGUAGGCGAGAGGCUGGCAACAUCCCUGGUAGAAAAAUUAUCUACCCACCACCUCAGGGAUUUUAUGGAUCCAACAAUGGACAACACCAAGCAUAUAUUAAACUAUCUGAUGCCCAUCAUUGACCAGGUGAAUCCAGAGCUCCAUGACUUCAUGCAGAGUGCUGAGGUGGGGACCAUCUUUGCCCUCAGCUGGCUCAUCACCUGGUUUGGGCAUGUCCUGUCUGACUUCAGGCACGUCGUGCGGUUAUAUGACUUCUUCCUGGCCUGCCACCCACUGAUGCCCAUUUACUUUGCAGCCGUGAUUGUGUUGUAUCGCGAGCAGGAAGUCCUGGACUGUGACUGUGACAUGGCCUCGGUUCACCACCUGUUGUCCCAGAUCCCUCAGGACUUGCCCUAUGAGACACUGAUCAGCAGAGCAGGAGACCUUUUUGUUCAGUUUCCCCCAUCCGAACUUGCUCGGGAGGCCGCCGCCCAACAGCAAGCCGAGAGGACGGCAGCCUCUACCUUCAAAGACUUUGAGCUGGCAUCAGCCCAGCAGAGGCCUGAUAUGGUGCUGCGGCAGCGGUUUCGGGGACUUCUGCGGCCUGAAGAUCGAACAAAAGAUGUCCUGACCAAACCAAGGACCAACCGCUUUGUGAAAUUGGCAGUGAUGGGGCUGACGGUGGCACUUGGAGCGGCCGCACUGGCUGUGGUGAAAAGUGCCCUGGAGUGGGCCCCUAAGUUUCAGCUGCAGCUGUUUCCCUGAAAGCCAGAGAAGACCUUCCUCUUACAUCACAUUAAGGUCUCACCCUUCCAUGGAAGGAUUGGGAGGGGUGGAAUUUCCUUUAUUAAAAGGGUUUCUGUCUAGAGUUUUCUA
Molecule: messenger RNA, 1467 nt
Organism: Chlorocebus sabaeus (green monkey)
Lineage: Eukaryota; Metazoa; Chordata; Mammalia; Primates; Cercopithecidae
Gene: TBC1D20
Product: TBC1 domain family member 20
Biological process (GO): positive regulation of GTPase activity; endoplasmic reticulum to Golgi vesicle-mediated transport
Cellular component (GO): endoplasmic reticulum membrane
Molecular function (GO): GTPase activator activity
Source: RefSeq, a predicted model, not a curated record